AAGAGGACAAAUAGUAGGAGCUGGAGAAUCCGGAGACCUAGCACCGCGAAGUAUGAAGAGAAAGAGGCGCAGUUAUGUAACCCGGUCAUCCGACUGGACUUUCGAUGUAAAAAUAGUUUUCUAGGGCAAAGUGCUAGCUCUGUGAUUAGACCGAAUUCUCCAACGACAACAUCUCAAAUUAUGGCAAGAAAGAAAAGAAGAGGGAUUAUAGAGAAAAGGCGUCGGGAUCGGAUAAACAACAGUUUAUCUGAGUUGAGACGGCUGGUGCCAACUGCUUUUGAAAAACAAGGGUCUGCAAAGUUAGAAAAAGCUGAAAUACUGCAGAUGACAGUGGAUCAUCUGAAGAUGCUUCAGGCAACAGGGGGAAAGGGCUACCUGGACGCCCACGCCCUCGCCGUGGACUUCCUGAGCAUCGGCUUCCGCGAGUGCCUGGCGGAGGUGGCGCGCUACCUGAGCGCCGUGGAGGGCCUGGAC
This is a messenger RNA of Fukomys damarensis (Damara mole-rat), 474 nucleotides long. RefSeq names its product hes related family bHLH transcription factor with YRPW motif 2 (gene Hey2). Gene Ontology annotation, cellular component: nucleus. Lineage: Eukaryota; Metazoa; Chordata; Mammalia; Rodentia; Bathyergidae. The record is from RefSeq and is a predicted model, not a curated record. The transcript is spliced from 5 exons. The annotation marks the transcript as partial. Gene Ontology annotation, biological process: anterior/posterior pattern specification; Notch signaling pathway; circulatory system development. Gene Ontology annotation, molecular function: protein dimerization activity; DNA-binding transcription factor activity, RNA polymerase II-specific; RNA polymerase II cis-regulatory region sequence-specific DNA binding.